Carassius auratus (goldfish) is the source of this 1852-nucleotide messenger RNA. RefSeq names its product interferon-induced protein with tetratricopeptide repeats 1-like. Gene Ontology annotation, molecular function: protein binding. Gene Ontology annotation, biological process: defense response to virus. The coding region runs from base 118 to 1425 and encodes 435 amino acids. The record is from RefSeq and is a predicted model, not a curated record. Gene Ontology annotation, cellular component: cytosol. The transcript is spliced from 2 exons. NCBI's taxonomy places the organism in Eukaryota, Metazoa, Chordata, Actinopteri, Cypriniformes, Cyprinidae.
CUUAACUCGCAUAUCUCCCAAAAUUAGGCUACCUAACCUUCCCUAUAAAAACCCUCCCCAGCAACUAUGUUUCAUCAGACAGAGUUUGGAUGAGGAUCUCAUUGAUUUGCAGUAGGAAUGUCUGAGGACAAACUUAAACUGUUGUCCUGCCACUUUACUUGGGACUUGCAAAAGGAAGAUGCUGACCUUAACUUUCUCGAAGUGAAAGUUCGUGAGAGACUGGCAGUGAAGUGCGAGUGUGGAGGAAAACUGAAACAAAGAGAAUUCAACUUUUUGGCCUUUAUUAAGCAUUUACAAGGAUUUAACGAUGAGGCGCUUAAGAACCUGCAACUAGCAAAGAAGGAACAUCCGGACAAUGACAGCAAUGUGAUUGUGACGUAUGGAAACUUGGCCUGGGUGCACCGUCUCAUGGGAAAUGUGACGGAGGCUGAGACUUACACAGAGAAAGUGCAUGAAAUCCUUAGAGCUUUCCCUGCUCCGUCUCCAGCAGAGCUUCACAGAGAAGUUCAGAGCGAAAAAGCCUGGUCGCUUCUCAAGUUUUCUAGAAAGACCUACAUCAGGGCCAAGGAGAGUUUCCUUGAAGCUUUACAGAAAGAGCCGGAUGACAAGGAAUGGAACACAGGCUUUGCCUUUUCUCUGUUCCGUCUGGAGGGACUGAAGAUUGGUCAGUACAAGCGUGUACGGUUUGAAGAGUCUCCUGCUGUGCUCCAGUUGAAGAAAGCUCUGAACCUGGACCCGGAGAAUGCAAUGAUCCAUGUGUAUCUGGGGCUUAAGUGUUACAAGAACACAAAGAACGGAAAUAACGCAGAAGCAUGGCAAUACAUGACGCAAGCGCUCGCCAUGGCUCCAGAUAACCUCAGCGUUGUUCUGCAUGUUGCAAAGUUCAUGAAGAAAGAGCAGUGUUAUGACAAGGCCCUGAAAGUGUUGCUGGAAAUGCUGAAGAAAGCACCCGACUCGUCUCGUUUACAUCAUGAGAUUGCCAACAACUACCGCUGGAAAGCCAUGCAGAUGAAUGACGUACACAAUCCGGAGCUGCUGGGCCUUUGCAUUCACCACUUAGAGAAGGGUACCACUUUAAACCCAGGCUACAUAUACCCACAGCUGGAGUUAGCACUGAGGUAUGCAGAGCAAAAGGAGAUGGCUAAAGCAGAGCAGAAGUUCACCGAGCUGUUUGCCCUCCCUGACCUGAAGCCAGCUGACCGUCAAGCCUGGCAUCGCAUGUAUGGGGAUUUCAAGCAGUACAGGUUGGGCUCAGAGAGAGCUGCGGUGGAGCAUUAUAAACAAGGAAUGAUGCUGGGGCGAGUGUCCAGCGAAUGGAUGGCAUGCAGAAACAGACUGAGGAAAGUCCUUCAGCAUGACAGACGGGACACAUAUGAGAUCCGGAUGUUCUUUCAUUCCUUUAAAACAGAGAACCAAGAUGAUUAAGAGAGAUCAAUUCAAUCUCUGUUCAAGUUCCUGUCGUAAUCUUCAGUCACGUAAUGAUCAUAGCAAUAGUUCUGCUGUUUCCUUUUUGAUCCACUGAGUGUUAGCAGAGUUAUAUAUAUAAGUGUAUUAUUUUUACAGUAUAUAAUCUGUUUUUCCAAAUGUUUAUUAUAAUCAAUUGUCAGGUAGAUGACGAUAACCAGCCAUUUGUGUAAAGACAUUAACAUAAUGUAGUCUUUAAGUGUCUUUUCAAGUUAAACCUCAAUUUGUACACACAUGUAAUGCAGUUUUUCAUGAUGCCCCCCCCCCUCCCUUAUGCCUCUUUAUGAUGCACUGAUGACUGAAUGUAUCAAAAUUGAAGGAAAUAUUGAAAAUUAUCAGUGGUUUUAGUUGUUCCAACAUCUAAAAUAUGAUGAAUUAUGUUGAUAAA